Messenger RNA from Hyaloperonospora brassicae, 324 nucleotides. The record is from the annotation of a GenBank genome assembly. Lineage: Eukaryota; Oomycota; Peronosporomycetes; Peronosporales; Peronosporaceae.
AUGACGUCCGAACGGCAGUUCAAGAUCAAAGUGGGUACGCUGCGCCGAGUGAAGAAAGACCUCGAGUACUACGCCGAGGAACGCAGUGCCCAACAAGCCAAGAUCGACCGAAUGCGUGCCGACAAUAAGGACGAAUACGACAUCCGGAAGCAACAAGAAGUACUGGUGGAGACGGAGACGAUGCUGCCAGACUGCCAAAGUCGGCUACGAGAGGCAGUCACGGACGUGUCAAACUUCAUCGAGGCCCAUCGUGACGAGGUGAAGCUGCUCGACUCAUUCAAAGAGGCACAGGAGCUCCUGGCGGCCAUUCCUAUGCUGCCGUAG